Molecule: messenger RNA, 2925 nt
Organism: Exserohilum turcica Et28A
Lineage: Eukaryota; Fungi; Ascomycota; Dothideomycetes; Pleosporales; Pleosporaceae
Exons: 11
Coding region: 1-2925 (974 amino acids)
Biological process (GO): mismatch repair; chiasma assembly
Cellular component (GO): nucleus
Molecular function (GO): ATP binding; mismatched DNA binding; ATP-dependent DNA damage sensor activity
Source: RefSeq, a predicted model, not a curated record
AUGCCGCGCCAACCUGCUUUCAAGGUCGCUUUCCGACCGAAAAAUAGUCGCAGCAGCGCAUCCUCAAGCAGCAAUCGCCGUGGAAAGACUCGUCGUGCUACUGCCUCCACAAGCACUUCGCGUCGCUCUUCCGUCCACUCAGCUUCAACUACGCAUGCAGGGCUAAGCAGACCACGCGUUCAAAUUUACAGAGGGCCAUUUCUGGACGAUACAUCCACUGAAACGCCCUCUGAGGUGAAUCAGCAGGCUGAUGAAAACGACGACUUGCUCAAUGAAGUCAUAAUGGCUGUCGACCUGACUUCACGCGGCACGGUAGGCUGCUGUUACUAUGUAGCCAGGGAGGAGAAACUGUAUUUUAUGGAGGACAUGCAAUUUGGGAACGCGGACGUGGUUGACUCGUUGAGAGUAUACAUCGAUCCUACAGUCAUUCUGGUUUCGAACAAGAUCGAUGACAAAGUUAUUGAUCGUUUUGACCCAGAGGCGAAGAGUGGCGGGUCUACCAGCAGCGACAACGACCAGUUUCGCCUUCCGUUUCUGCUCGAAGUGAGACCUCCCAGCGAAUUCAGUUACGAUUCAGCAAAGGUAAAACUUGUGAGUCUUCGCCUAGGAGAAGACAAUGGCACCAGAAUCGAAUUCAAUAUUCCAGGAGAGCUUGCCACAGUCGGCCAUCCAGGGGAAGAGCAUUCGGUAGGCCAACAGGGAGAACUGCUCCGUCUCGCAGGCUGGAUCGACUUGGAGAGUCGCUCAACGGUGGGUUGUGCUGGGUCGCUCAUCUCGUAUCUGCAACGCCGACGUGCUGCUGCGUACCUUCCUGGGGAUCGUUCAGCAAAUCUCAUGUUUCGCAUCGCGAUACUCGAAAUGUUCAGUCUUCGCGAGACCAUGUUCAUAAACACUGAUACCCUUCAUUCACUGCAGAUAUUGGGUGCCGAAUCGCAUCCGCAUUCGCACAACAAGGGUCCGACCAAGGCCAGCUCGGGCGAAAAAGAGGGGCUCUCUGUAUACGGUCUAUUUCAUCAUCUAGCACGAACACCACAAGGAAGGCUUCUACUGAGACAGCAGUUUCUACGACCCAGCUUAAACAUGGAUGUCAUCAAUGAGAGGCUGAAUACUGUGGGCGUGUUCACUCGUCCGGACAACGAUUUCGCGCUUCAAGCACUCGUACAGAACCUCAAGCAUAUCGGUAACAUGCGUGUCACAAUGACCAACCUAAGAAAAGGAGUCAGUGGCUCGACCGGAGGGGCUGGAGGAUUUGCCAAGAGCAUCUGGACGUCCAUCCGAGCCUUUGCGUUCCAUGCUCUCAAAAUUAAAGACACACUUCAGGAUGUACUCGGUGGAGAAAAUUUGACCAUCAGAAACAAGGUGUUCGAAAAGCUUGAAGGCUACCACUUGGCUCAAAUCGGGCGUAAAAUCAGUGAAACCAUUGACCUGAAGGGAUCAGUGGAGCAAGGCCGGACUGUCAUCAUGCCCGGCAUUGACGAAGAGCUGGACCAGAUGAAGUUAACUUUAGACAGUCUUGAUGAUCUCUUGAACCAGGUUGCGAGAAAACUUUCUGAGAAAAUGCCCGUUAGUUUACGGGCCACUCUGAAUGUGAUAUACUUUCCUCAAAUCGGAUUUCUCUGCACGACCCCGAUCAAUCCAGAUACAGGCAACGCAAUCUACAGUGGCAGUCUAGACCGUCCCUGGGAGAGGAUGUUUGUCACAGAAGAGCAAGUAUACUUCAAGAACAGCGAGACAAGAGAGAUGGAUGACCACUUUGGCGACGUUUAUGGUAUCAUCUCGGAUCGCGAGAUUGAAAUCAGUCAUGAAGUAGCUCAGUAUCUACUUCAAUAUGAAGAGCUGCUGAUCACCUGUUCCGAUAUCUGUGGGGAGCUUGACAGUUUGCUUGCCUUGGCCCAGGGUGCAAAGAUGUAUAAGCUUUCUCGUCCACGUAUGACAAACGAAAACAUCGUACACGUUGAGGGCGGACGGAUUACUGCUGACAUUGACAGUCAUAUGCUCCAAGAGCUUUUGGUAUCUUCUUUUGUCGCAAAUGACACCACACUGAGGGGAGGUGAAGGCCACCAGGGUGCAAACGAAGAUCGCCCACAUUAUGGCAUAGGAGAACAGGUGCUCACCAGCUCAGCGCCUUACCACGCAUAUCCCCACAAAGACGCACCGAGCAUACUCAUCUUGACUGGCCCUAACUACUCGGGAAAGAGCGUAUAUCUGAAACAGGUUGCUCUAAUAGUCUACAUGGCGCAUGUCGGGGGCUUUGUACCAGCAGAUACUGCAAUGAUUGGGCUGACGGACAAGAUCCUCUCUCGAGUCACAACGCGUGAGUCGGUUUCUCGAUUCCAAAGCGCUUUCAUGAUUGACUUGCAGCAAAUCUCGCUUGCUUUGAGCUUAGCCACACACCGAAGUCUCCUCCUCAUUGACGAGUUUGGCAAAGGCACUGAGUCAAGUGAUGGAAUUGGUCUAGCUUGUGCUGUCAUGGAACACCUGUUGAGCUUAGGAAGUGAAAGGCCAAAAGUCAUUGGAGCUACCCAUUUUCAUGAAAUAUUUGAAAUGGGUUUGCUUCAACCUCGACCUGCACUUGGACUUGGAUACAUGGAAGUACGCGUGGAUACUGAAGCUUCUGAAGUUUGUGAUCAAAUCACUUACCUAUACAACUUCCGCCAAGGACGAAGUAACUCAAGUUUUGGCACAUGCUGCGCCGCCAUGAAUGGCGUUCCUUCUGAGAUUGUGCAACGCGCAGAAAACCUUCUGCUCCUCUCAGCACGAGGCGAAGACCUAGUUGCAGCAUGCUGUCAGAUGCCAGAAGACGAAAUAGCUGAGCUUGAAGAGGCAGAAAAAAUCGCAAGGAACUUUCUCGAGGCGGACAUAUAUCACGAUCCAAAGACAACACUGGAGAAUGUCCUUGCGGCCUCCAUAAUCACAGACUCGUAG